ACGAUCCGGCGAGUAAAUACGAAUCUGCGAUGGCGUCGUCUACGCAUGAGGAGGAGGAGAAGCAGCCGUUGGUCGAUACCAGUCCCAUGUCUUGGAAGGAGAAGAUGGAGGUCCUGCUCGUGCUGCUCUCGAUCCCGCUCGUCCUCGCCAUCCUCGUCUACUUCGCCGUGCGAACAGCCGCGACCUACAACCUCGACCAGCCGGCCAGGCACUCCGUGGAGCUGGUUGGAGCCAAGGGCAUCGGUCCGGCGCUGGCUCCGGGAGCGGAGCCGCCGGCCUUCAAGCUCCUCGUGUGCGUUGACAACGGCCGCAUCUUCGGCUUGCGGAACGGCGGCGGCGGCGACGUCUUGGUCUCCUACGCGGGCGUCCCCCUCGCGCGCGGGCGCGCCCCCGCCUUCCGCGUGGAGACGAAGAAGGCGGUGACGGUGGCGGUGGACGCGACGAGCGCCGGGGUGGGGGUACCCGAGGAUCUGUUCCAGCUCAUGUCAGAGGAGCGCCGCCGAUCUGGGGUGGCGCAGCUGGAGAUCGAUUUGUGGCUUGAUUACGGGCUGUUCACCUGCCGCGUCGAGCUGGGCGGGGAGCAGCGCGCCUCUGAAUGCGAGGAGCAGAACUUCAUUUACAGUAGCUAG
Messenger RNA from Panicum hallii, 629 nucleotides. RefSeq lists its product as uncharacterized. The transcript has a single exon. Bases 30 to 629 code for a protein of 199 amino acids. Lineage: Eukaryota; Viridiplantae; Streptophyta; Magnoliopsida; Poales; Poaceae. The record is from RefSeq and is a predicted model, not a curated record.